Molecule: messenger RNA, 522 nt
Organism: Diversispora eburnea
Lineage: Eukaryota; Fungi; Glomeromycota; Glomeromycetes; Diversisporales; Diversisporaceae
Source: the annotation of a GenBank genome assembly
AUGACAGAUAAUAAUACUUCACCCCUUCUCGCUGCUACCACACAAGCAGACGACUCUAUUCCAUAUGUUGUGUUAAAUACUUCUAUUGGUAGUCCUCCAACUUCACCAAUUUCUCGUCAAGAGAUAUCCUCACAACAACCACCAGCACCAAUGAAUUCUCAUUCGAGAGAAAUAUCACCUGAAGUUAAUAUUGAUUCAGAGAAUGGGGGAGAUAUAAGAUAUAAUCCAUCCGAAUCAUCUGUUUCUGAUAUUCAUUCACAAAAUGUUGUUCCAUUUUAUCGACAACCACAAUUUUAUAGUUCAUUCGUAAAUAUUUUUGCUCAAAAUUUUCUUUUCCCUUUUAUAAAUGGUGUCAUGUUGGGCUUUGGUGAAAUUUGUGCUAAUGAAAUCGCGUUUAGAAUGGGAUGGUUUGGAGUUAGAAAUUUACCUAUUUAUUCUCGUGGCGGACAACCUGAAAACAAUCAACGUUCAAGAAAGACAAAAAACAAAAAUGGUCAUGAAAUAAAUGAAGAAAAUGAUUAA